AUGCAUGAUUUGGUCGCUGUUGUAGAAUGUCUUUCCACUUGCUUAACUCCCAUUUUGCAGUGUGUGGAGAGGAAUGUUGAGCUUAUUUCCUGCUUUGAGGCAGUAAGGCAGCUUAGUAUUAAAAUUGAUUCUACUCCUCCGAAGGUAUGUGUUGGUGCUGAGGACGGAAGAAACGUUAAAAACAGUUUGUGUAGGCGGGACGAUAUUGCAGAGCAAAUUAAUUUUUAUACUCAAACUGAGCUUGCACACAUAUUCGAGCAACCUAAGGUGCUGAAAUCAUUUGCACGGCGAGAAGCAGAGCGCGUGGAAGACCUCUUAAAGGAUUCGCAAUCUAUCAUGAAGUAUGAUCGAUUUCAAGUAGUUAUGAAUGGACUGAUGGAAGCUGUAAAGGCCGUUCUUCAGUUCUUUCCUGACAAAACAUUACCGAUCUGUGUGAGCCGAUGGAAGGUGGCACUCGUCCAGUCGCUGUCAUUUUGUAACCGACUUGAGUUAUUUGAAAAGCAUUCUGGCUGCAGUUAG
Trypanosoma brucei brucei TREU927 is the source of this 519-nucleotide messenger RNA. RefSeq lists its product as hypothetical. NCBI's taxonomy places the organism in Eukaryota, Euglenozoa, Kinetoplastea, Trypanosomatida, Trypanosomatidae. Gene Ontology annotation, biological process: Golgi organization; retrograde vesicle-mediated transport, Golgi to endoplasmic reticulum; intracellular protein transport. The coding region runs from base 1 to 519 and encodes 172 amino acids. The record is from RefSeq and is a predicted model, not a curated record. The transcript has a single exon. Gene Ontology annotation, cellular component: COG complex.